UGGGUUGUCACAUGAAAAUCUGAAUGGUGUCUGGUUCUCCUGAAAACCAAUAUCAAAUUACCCUGGUCCACAAGAGUAUAUUAUAUUAUAUAAUUAUUUAUGAGUCAAUUAAAGCUAGACCAUUAUGGAAAACCUGGAAGAAUUGGAUGGUCAAUUCAUCGUGGUAUAGGAUUCCUUAGUAAUGCGCACCCAUGAUCCCACCUGUGAGAUCUGGAGAGUCAACUCAGAUUUGAUUGAUCUGCAUAAACUAUUUUCAUUUAUUAUGAAAAUCCUUAACAGUUCAGACUAUCUAUCACGAGAUUUCGUGCCAGAAAGAUAUGCUAAUCAACUUGAUUCUACCAAUAAUUUAGUUUAUUAUCAUCAAGCAUUAAUUUAUUUACAUCAUGGACAAUUUGAACAAGCUGAAAAUCGAAUCAAUCUAAUUAUAAACAUAAAACAAUCACCAUCAUUUAUCAUUAAUCAAUUACAAUCAAUAUGUUUAUUAGAUCCAAGUUUAUGGUUAUUAAAAUCAAUCAUUAAAUUGAUGAAAUAUAAAUCGAAUGAUUAUUCUGAUUCUAUAUUGAAUGAAGCAUUAGAUGAUGCCUGUUAUGCGGAACAAUUAAUAGUACCGAAAUUAAUGAAUGAAUUAACUAGUUGGCCACAUUUACAUUAUACUAAAGGACAAAUAUUAUAUAAAUUAAAAGAUUAUAUAAAAGCUGAUGAAGAAUUUACAAAAGCUCUCAGUUUAUUACCAUCCAAUAAGUAUAUCUAUCAAAUACGUUGUAAAUGUCGUGAAGAAAUGUAUCGUACCGGUUUGAGUAACUCAUAUGAAAAUGCAUUAAUUGAUUAUCGUUUAUCACUUUUGGCUAAUGAUGUAACUAACCAAUAACAUCUAUGUAUACACAAAUAUAAUUUACACUUCAUUUAUAUAGACUAAUAUAACUUAUAUAUUUGUUCA
Molecule: messenger RNA, 937 nt
Organism: Schistosoma curassoni
Lineage: Eukaryota; Metazoa; Platyhelminthes; Trematoda; Strigeidida; Schistosomatidae
Source: the annotation of a GenBank genome assembly